Messenger RNA from Symbiodinium pilosum, 732 nucleotides. The record is from the annotation of a GenBank genome assembly. NCBI's taxonomy places the organism in Eukaryota, Dinophyceae, Suessiales, Symbiodiniaceae.
AUGGAAGCAGCGGCCAUCCACGGCUGCAACCAGCGGGCUGACUGCGUGGAAUUCAGCCAUGGGUUGCUGGCAAAGCCCCUCCGCUUGGAGCAGAGAGGGGCCACGUCGGGAGAUUUCGUUCAAGGUACUUCCUCUGUGAUUUGGCCAGCUGCGAGUAGACUGGCCGUGUAUCUCUGCGACCAUCCUGAUCUGAUCCAGAACAAGAGCGUUCUUGAGUUGGGGGCCGGCUUAGGCCUCGUGGGCGCGGCCUGCGCUGCAGCAGGAGCCAAGCCGGUGCUGGUCACCGACUGCGAACGUGCCCUGCCCCUGCUGCACCAGAAUCAGGCCUUGCUCGCCCAGGAUUCAAUCCUCCUGGAUGUUGGCAGGCUUGAAUGGGGUCUGGCGGCAGAUCACGAGCGGAUUCUCGAAGGUUAUCCGCAGGGCUUCGACCUCGUUGUCGGCAGCGACAUCAUCUUGUCGUCCUUCGAUCUGGACAAGCUUUUCGAGAGCUGCAGAGCCCUGCUGUCUCGAACGAAGGACUCCAGGCUUCUGCUGGCCUUUGAAUUUCGAGAAGACUGGGAGUCCAUUGGGAACUUCAUCGGAUGGGCGGAGGAGGCUGGCAUGGAAGUGCAUCAUGAAGAGCUUGGAGGCCUGGCGGAGUUACGGGCAGAUGUCUGCGGAUGGCGAAGGAAGUGUGGUGGGCCUUUGAUUCCAGGAGGACCCGCCGGCGAGGAAUCCGCCUGCUUGCCGUAG